UCCAUUUGUCUUUAAGUCAAAAAGAAAAAAAAAAAAUGGAAAUCGGCUCGCAAGAAGCAACGUUAACUAAAGUCGUUGACAGUUUUCUCGGCGCUGAUGAUAACGAUCCCGAUUGGCACAAGAGCCAAAAAGCGCCAGAACUGAGUUGGUUUCGGUAUCAGCCAGUCACAGUCAAAGACGAAUUUGAACUCGAAGUCGAAGAAAUCGAAGAACUCGAAGAACUCGAAGAAGCCGAAGAUAUCAUUAUGCCGAAGGUCGCAAUAAUCGAAGGGAUUCGGGAUAAUAUAAUUUUGAGGCAGCACCUCAGUUCCCAGAUUGAUUAUAGCUGCUACAGCAGUCAAGGCACGAAAGAACAUAGUAGUAGCUAUCAGGUGUUGAUCCCCCCCGCUUCCCCGGCAAGCGUCAUGAAUACGAACAGUGUUCGAGAAGCCAAUGUGGUGUUGCGGCGGCAUGUCAUCCCCCAAGUUUAUCAGGGUAGAAGUGUAGCAGUCUUGUUGUCAAUGCAGACAUCUGAAGGGUUCUGGCCAUGGAGAGAUGAGCUGCUCUCAUGUAUGGGUCUCAUCCCUACGAUAGUUGCAGCUACAAUGGAGAUCCAAGACAUAAAGUCGCAUUCAGCGACAAUUGCUGCGACAGCUGUGGCGAUAAGAUACUUUAAAUCUAUUACGAGGGAAGGCGACAACCCAUGGGACAUUCACACUAGUCAAGCGUCCUGUUGGUUGGCAGGACAAAUCGAGCCAAGUCAACUUGCAAGUCUUUUGGACCAAGCCGACGAUCUUUUUUAAAUGACAAAUAAAGUUA
Lobosporangium transversale is the source of this 798-nucleotide messenger RNA. RefSeq lists its product as hypothetical. Bases 36 to 782 code for a protein of 248 amino acids. Lineage: Eukaryota; Fungi; Mortierellomycota; Mortierellomycetes; Mortierellales; Mortierellaceae. The transcript has a single exon. The record is from RefSeq and is a predicted model, not a curated record.